CGGGCUCUUUCCGCGGAGCCACGCUGCUGCCAAAAGAUGGAGUCCCCCGAGGACGAGGACGCCCCCUCGACCGCCGAACUCCGCGCCGGGCGGCCCGACGUCGCGGAGCCCCGACCCCCGGAGGAGCGGCGGGGGGCCCCGUCCCCCCCGGGGCUGGCCCGGGUCCUCCCGCCCUCCGCCCGCCCGUACAUCUGCGGCGUCUGCGGGGAGAGCCUCAGCCGCCGGUCCGGACCGGUGGUCCGGCAGUCUUCCCACGCGGGCGAGGAGCCCAGCACCUGCCCGGAAUGCGGGAAGGGCUUCCGGCAGACCUCCGCGCUGGCCCGGCACCGGCGGACCCGCACGGGGGAGAAGCCGUACAGGUGCGGCGAGUGCCUCAAGUCGUUCGGCCGGAGCUCCGCUCUCAUCCAGCAUCAGAGGACUCACACGGGGGAGAAGCCCUACAGGUGUCCCGACUGCCCCAAGACCUUCGGCCGCCGAUCCAACCUGGUCCAGCACCGGAGGACGCACACCGGCGAGCGGCCCUACAGGUGCGGGGAGUGCGAGAAGACCUUCGGCCUCAGCUCCACGCUCAUCCAGCACCAGAUCAUCCACACGGGGGAGAGACCCUACCGGUGCGAGGCCUGCGGCAAGGCCUUCAACCGGCCCUCCAACCUGACCAACCACCGGCGCACCCACACCGGGGAGCGGCCCUUCGAGUGCCCCGACUGCGGGAAGAGCUUCUGCGAGAGCUCCACCUUGAUCCAGCACCGGCGGACCCACACGGGCGAGAAGCCCUACCGGUGCGCCGACUGCGGGAAGAGGUUCGGCCUCAGCUCCACCCUGAUCCAGCACCGGAUCACCCACACCGGCGAGCGGCCCCACCGCUGCCCCCGCUGCGGCAAAUCCUUCGGCCUCAGCUCCACCCUCCUCCGCCACCGGCGCACCCACGCCGCCGACAAGCCCCCCGCGCCCGGGGCGGCCGGGGACGGGGGGAGCCGACCCGCCCGGCCGGCCGAGGGGGACCCCGAGACCCUCCCGCUGCGCCGUCUGCGGGCGGGCGUCCUCCCGGCCCGGCCGCCGCCUCCUGGCCCGUCCCGGGGAGCGGGCCCCGGGCUGCUUGGCGUGCGGGGAGGGCCGCGGGCCCGUCCGACGCGGGGCCCGCCCGGCGGCGCGGCCGCCCGCGGGAGGGGGUUGGGGCGGGGCCCCCGCCUCGUGCGGCGCCGGCGGAGGCACGUGGCCGAGGGGCCCGUCGAGCGCGACGACCGCCGCGAGGCCCGCGGCCGGAGCCCCGAGCCCGCCGGCGAGGAGCCCCACCGCGGCGGGGACUGCGGCCGGGCCUUCUCCCGCGGCUCCGCCCUGGUCCUCCACCGCCGCGUCCGCGCCGCGGAGGGGCCCCGCGGCUGCCGCCGGCGCGGGAGGGCCUUCGGCCGGAGCUCGGCCCUCGCCCGGCACCGGCGCAUCCGCCCGGGAGAGAGACCCUACCGCCGCCCGGCCUGCGGGACCGCCUUCCGCCACCUGCUGCGGUUCGCGCGCCACGAGGAGGUCCACGGGCGGGGGGCCGGGGCCGCCGGCGGGCUCCGACCGGCCGUCCCGGGGCGCGGCGGGGGCUCGGGGGGCCGAUCUCCCUAG
Messenger RNA from Ornithorhynchus anatinus (platypus), 1608 nucleotides. RefSeq names its product zinc finger protein 629-like. Lineage: Eukaryota; Metazoa; Chordata; Mammalia; Monotremata; Ornithorhynchidae. Gene Ontology annotation, biological process: regulation of cytokine production; negative regulation of transcription by RNA polymerase II; regulation of immune system process. The record is from RefSeq and is a predicted model, not a curated record. The coding region runs from base 37 to 1608 and encodes 523 amino acids. The transcript is spliced from 3 exons.